This is a messenger RNA of Chrysoperla carnea, 1433 nucleotides long. Its product is annotated as alpha-2-macroglobulin receptor-associated protein. Gene Ontology annotation, cellular component: endoplasmic reticulum; endomembrane system. The transcript is spliced from 4 exons. Gene Ontology annotation, biological process: regulation of receptor-mediated endocytosis. Bases 75 to 1166 code for a protein of 363 amino acids. Gene Ontology annotation, molecular function: receptor antagonist activity; low-density lipoprotein particle receptor binding; heparin binding. The record is from RefSeq and is a predicted model, not a curated record. Lineage: Eukaryota; Metazoa; Arthropoda; Insecta; Neuroptera; Chrysopidae.
GAAUUAAAAACAAAAAAACCGACACAUAAACAUAUCACUGAUUUGACUCGAAUAAUUUAGAUAAUUUUUCAAAAAUGUUUAAUCAAUUUACAAUUAUAUUAAUUUUAUCUGUGAUUUUUUCUUGUUUUGCCAUUGAAAAAUAUCAAAAACCAGAACAAGAAGAUGCUAAUGGUUUACCAUCACUUAGUUUACGUACUUUACAAAAACCGUUUAGAAUGGCUAAAUUAAAUUUACUUUUUUCAAAAGCUCAACAUCGUUUACCAGAAGAAAAACUCCGUCGAUUAUUUCGUGAAUUAAAACUACACGACAAAGAGGAAAUGGAAUUAAAGAAAAAGAAACAUGAUGGUGAAGAUUCGGAUGGUUUAUUGGAGGCUGGAAUACGUAAAAAAUUAAUUGGUAUCAUGAGUACAUAUGAUCUUCUAGAUCAUUACGAUCAUAUUCACGAUAAAGAUAAUUAUAUUCGACACAUGUCGAUGAAUGAUCCUGAACGUCCAACGAAAGCGGUAUUUAGCGACAAAAAAUUGAAUCGAUUAUGGAAUCAAGCUGAACAUGGUGGAUUUUCACCGGAUGAAUUGAAAAUGUUACGAGAGGAAUUUGCACACCAUCAAGAUAAAAUUGAUCAGUAUCAUGCGUUGUUUGAGCAUGUCGAUAAUCACAGACCAGCAGAGCAUCCAAAGUCUCUGGAAACAGAUAUGCUCGAUUUGGACGAAGAUAUGGAUUUGGAUCGUUUAAAUGAGGACAUCAUCCAAAAGCAACAUAAUCAAAUGUUAUAUAAAAAAUCAGAUAUUCUUCGACAUAAACAUAAUGAAUUAUUGGAUGGAUAUCGAGAAUUAGAAUCAAAGGCAAAUAAAGGUCCUCUACAUAGAGAAUUUUCACAUCCAAAAGUUGAAGCACUUUGGCAAACUGCGUUACAUGGAAAUUUUUCACAUUCUGAAUUGGAUUCACUUAAGUUGGAGUUGAAACACUAUCAAAAACGAUUAAAUCAUUUACAAAAAUUACAACAUGAACGUAAUGUACUCGAUAAACUAAAUCGUCAAAAGAAUGACGAUGAAAGAUCACGUGAAGCAAUCAAUUUGGAUGUAACCAUUGAAGAUCAUGCAGCCAAAGUUUUUAAUAUUCAUAGACAAUUGGAAGAUAAAAUCGCUAGUAAACAUAAUGAAUUAUAACAGCUUAGCGAAAACUCACCAACCCAACGAUUAAUCUAAGUCAAUGUUCUGAAAUUAGUGUUAUAUUAACAUAAUUUUCCUAGAUGAACGAAAAUAUAAUUCGGACACGAUUCUACGGCAACUAAGUCACUAAGACGUACAUUUGUCACAUGUGAUGUUGCAAAUUUUUUACUCCAUUCAUGUAGGAUGAUGCAUUUUAUCGUCAUGCCGAUCAUAUGUCUUGCUUUUAGUUUAUUAAAAUUUUUUGUAUAAUAUCGUUAAAUUUUA